Molecule: messenger RNA, 1155 nt
Organism: Prorocentrum cordatum
Lineage: Eukaryota; Dinophyceae; Prorocentrales; Prorocentraceae
Source: the annotation of a GenBank genome assembly
AUGAGGCGCGCCUUUGGCGCAGCUGCCGCCCUGGGCUCUUCCGCUUAUGUGCACAAUUCAGCUCAGCUGGGUACCGACAUGGUGCGCCCACGCGACAUGCCGCAUUCGCUUUCGCAGGCGUGCGACGUGGCUGCGGAGCCCGCCAGCUGCGCGGCGGCAAACUGCUCCGGCGAAGCCGGCCUCGCGGAGUGCCCCUGCGCCUGCGCGGGCGCCGCGCCCGCGGCGGCGGCCACGCGGCGGGCGACCGCCGACGGCUGCACGGGCGACGAGUGGUACUGCGGGUUCGUCGACUGCGCGUCGGAAGGCUCGCUGGACGCCUGCCCGUGCCUGUGUGCGCAGACCGCCACCUCCACCACCACCUCCAGCUGGACCACCACGGUUACGGCGACUGCAGACGUGGACUCCAUGGGCCCAGGCGAGUGCAUAGAGCCGUGGUGGUGUUCCGUCAUCGCCUGCGACGCUGGAUCAUCGUACAUAUCGCAGUGUUGUGCCAGUUGCGCGACUACGACCUUGAGUAGCACGGUCUCUUUGACGUUGACGACGCCGACCAGCGCGACGGAUACGACUACGGAAAGUACUGGCACGGAGACAAGCGUCACCUCGAGCGCGACGUCUACCAGCACAGCCACCACAAGGUCAGAAACCACAACAACGUCGAGCAACACAGCCACAAGCAGUAGCACCGCCACUUCCGACACCAGCACUACUGCAUCAACCUCGACCCCGUCGACCACAACUGGGACCAGUACGGCCACCACAAGGUCAUUUACCACAACAUCCGCUUCGUCGACUACGUCGACCAUCACAACAACAAGCAGUGUCACCACCACUUCCGGAACCACCUCUUCUACGUCAAGCUCUACCUUGUCUUCCACGUCUGGGACAAGCAAGACAACAGUAACUGUUACUAGCUCCGCCAGCUCGACAAGCAUCAGCACCACAAAGUCCAGCCUCAGCGUGACCAGCACCACGACCUGGACGAGUGGGACUAUCUCUAGCAGCACAACAAUAUCGGGUACGAGCUCUACCAGCCAGACGAGCCGACACCGCGACGUCUACGUACACGAGCUCCACCAGCCAGACCAGCGCCACUGCAACGUCUACCAGUGCCAGUUCAACCAGCACCCUGACGUCAACAAGUGCGAGCAUCACUAG